AGAAAGAGAAAAGCUGCCCUGGAGCAAAGCAACAUCCUUAAAAAGAUUAAAGCCAGGACCUGAGAUCUGCACGUGCUCAUCUUCGACGAAUCAUCUCUUCCUACUCCUGAUGAACCGAAGCGCGUUUACUGUGGUUCGUCCUGCAUCCGAUGAACCGCAAUGCAUUUGCCAUGGUUCUCGCAGUUAGCGUAAUGCAGUGGACGCGUGUUUAUAUGUACAAGUUAGUAUUAGUUUUGCUCUGACCCAUGAAAUCUAAAAGGCCUAGUCGUAGAGUUUCUGAAGGAUACAAAAAACUUCCGUAAUUUGUCUUGUUGGCACAAUUUGAACGUCCUUAAUUAUAGUCUCUACACUGCAAAAUGUCAGUUCUAAAUUGAGUUAAUGAGUUGAUGCUGAGCCAAAUGCACUUAGGCCGAAGCACGGGUUCAAAGUAACUUACUCUAAGUGAUUAAAUAAAACUUUGUUUCUCCUGAGAUCCUCUGAUGAGACGUAUAAAAUUUUAUCGAUCAACCACAUACAGUAGGUCUCUAAAAAUAAUAGUCAUAUAUAGGUACAGGAACUCUAGUUUAAGUCUGAGCAUUUGUAAACCAUGUUUCGUUUUAUUCUCUAUUUGAUUGGGUUGUCGCUAG
This is a messenger RNA of Hyalella azteca, 626 nucleotides long. Its product is annotated as DNA methyltransferase 1-associated protein 1. The record is from RefSeq and is a predicted model, not a curated record. Gene Ontology annotation, biological process: negative regulation of DNA-templated transcription. Gene Ontology annotation, cellular component: nucleus. Lineage: Eukaryota; Metazoa; Arthropoda; Malacostraca; Amphipoda; Hyalellidae.